AUGAAGCUCACACUUGGGUUCACAGCUGUCCUGGCCGGGUGUGCGGCUGCGGCAGCGGCAGCCCCCGCCGCCGACGUCUACAUCCUGUCCAACGACGAGGCCGCCGUCGAGUCGAACCUGUCCGUCUCCCCCAGCGAGGCGCGCCUCAUUCUCCUCCAGAGGCUCGCCCCCGCCGGCAGGGGUGCCUCGACUGCCGAAAUCCCCCACUCCGCCGACACGGAGACUCUCGUGACCCUGCUCAACAAGUAUGGCGGCGGCGGUGCCGAACAGCCCCUGUUCAUGCCGUCCCAGUCGCAGCAGCAGCCCAGCCAGCUGGUUGUCAUGCUCGAGGGCAUGACGGACGAGCAGAUUGAGGAGACGGGACACGAGCUCAACACCAAGCCCAGCUUCACUAUUGCCGACGCCCCCUCGCCCAAGGCCAACGACAAGUUCGUCUCUGACGACAUUUACGCGCACGCUGGCGUCUCCAGCAACCACGAGUGCUCUGUCAAUGAAAUUACCAACCCCUUUGAAGAGCGCUGCUGGAGCGGCAGAUCCACCGUGGCCAAGUACAACGUGCAAAAGAACCCCGAGAUUCUCUCGGAUCUCACCCGCCAAAUCUCCAACCUCGCCAAGCUCGCACGCUCCGGCGAGAUGGAGACGACUCUGGUCCUCUUCCCCGCUUCUGCCUCGGCCAAGAAGUGGUCUGAGGUGACCCUGCACCGCCGCCAGUCGACGUCUGAGCAGGUCAUCUCUUCUUCCUACGCAAAGGCCUACGCGCCCGACGUGUCGUCGUCGCCCAAGGAGGAGGACCAUUCCGUCUUCUACAAGUCGUCCGGCGCCUCGACGUCGGCCUCGAUCCCCGCCUGCUUCUCGUCCGAGGACAGCUGCGUCACUGCCACGGGCAACUGCUCCGGACACGGCAGCUGCACCAACAAGUACGGCAGCAGCAGCAAGGACUCGUGCUUCGCGUGCCACUGCCUCAGCUCCAUCAACGAGGAGUCGGGCAGCCUGACCCACUGGGCCGGCAAGACAUGCAGCAAGGAGGACGUCAGCGUCGCCUUCUGGCUCUUUGCCGGCUUCACCCUCGUCAUGGUCUUCAUCCUAACUACGUGCGUCGGCAUGCUCUACAGCGUGGGCGAGGAGAAGCUGCCCGGUGUCCUCGGGGCCGGUGUUUCCAAGUCGUCGUCUUGA
Geosmithia morbida is the source of this 1173-nucleotide messenger RNA. RefSeq names its product GAL4. The transcript has 2 exons. Gene Ontology annotation, cellular component: endoplasmic reticulum. Lineage: Eukaryota; Fungi; Ascomycota; Sordariomycetes; Hypocreales; Bionectriaceae. The coding region runs from base 1 to 1173 and encodes 390 amino acids. The record is from RefSeq and is a predicted model, not a curated record.